This is a messenger RNA of Anthonomus grandis grandis, 841 nucleotides long. It is a transcript of the gene sni, whose product is annotated as C-factor. NCBI's taxonomy places the organism in Eukaryota, Metazoa, Arthropoda, Insecta, Coleoptera, Curculionidae. The record is from RefSeq and is a predicted model, not a curated record. Bases 24 to 767 code for a protein of 247 amino acids. The transcript has 5 exons.
UUGAGUAUUGUGUGCGAUAAACGAUGAAAUCGAUUUUAAUUACCGGCUGUAACCGCGGACUGGGCUUGGGAAUGGUUAAACAACUAUUAAAAAGCACGACGCCUCCGGAAAAACUGAUCACAACUUGUCGUAGUAUAGAAAAGGCGAGGGAACUGCAGGACUUAGCAAGAGAGAACACAAAUAUUCACAUUUUGGAAUUAGAUGUAAAACAGACAGAUACCUUUGACGCAUUUGCAAAACAAGUCGAAACUAUAGUGGGACCGAAUGGCUUAAACGUCUUAUUCAACAACGCAGGGUAUUCACCUAAAUUUACCAGAAUUGGGUUGGUGAAGAUGGAUCAGCUAGUUGAUAGCUUCGCGAUUAACACUAUUGGACCAAUUAUGUUAACUAAGGCUUUGCUAACCCUUCUGAAAAAAGCAGCUGAAGCAAACUCAGCUGAGCCGAUGGGAAGCAACAAAGCUGCCGUUGUAAAUAUGUCCUCGAUAUUGGGUUCCAUAGCCCAAAAUACUGAUGGUGGAUUUUAUCCUUACAGAUGUUCAAAGGCUUCUUUAAAUAUGGCUACUAAAUCAAUGAGCAUAGACUUUAAGAACGAUGGUAUUCUGGCCACUUGUGUGCAUCCUGGAUGGGUGCAAACUGACAUGGGUGGUGCUAAUGCACCCAUGUCCAUUGAGGAAAGCUGUGGCCAUUUGGUGAAAUUCAUUGACAAUUUAAGUGAGGAACAUAAUGGCGGAUAUUUUCAAUAUGAUGGGAAAGCUCUUCCUUGGUAACACGUUGGAGAUACAGUAUUUGUACUAGUUUUUAAGUUUCAAGUUUUAAAUAUAAACUUUGUUAUACACUUAUA